AUGAAAGCAAACGAGAUCUCAAAACUUUCUUCUGAAUAUUGGAAAACUCUUCCCGACGUAAUCAAAUAUGAAUUUAAACAAAUUUCGGAAGAACUUCGAAAUAAUGCUCUGAAUAAAACUUCAUCAAAAAAAAUGAAAACAUCCAAAUAUAAAUUUAAGUCCGAAACUCCAAAUUCAUUCUAUCGAAAAGCAAUAAUGAGAACAUUCUCGAAUUCCAAGUCUAGAUCCGAGGAUUCAAGCCACAGUAAUAACUCCAAGAAUCCGGUUAUCAGUAACGACACGGAUAAGGAUGUUUCGACAAGCGAUAUUAUGGAUAAUUCCAGUUUGGAUAGUUCAAAGAUAACCACAGAAAUUAUGCCAGAAUUUCCUUUUUUGCGAGAAUUAGAAUUAUUAUGGCAGCAAAACUUGAUAUCAAUCCCACAAAACCUGAUAUUAAGCCCACCUUUUAACGAUGUCUUUAGCGAAGAAUGCCAAUCCUUUCUUCAUAUAUUGGGUCUAGACCAAUCAGUUUUUGAUGAUAAUAACAUAUACCACGAUUAUUAUGAUCAGAUAUUAGAACACUUAUACCCGCCAAACUUAACGACUAAUGAAGAAAGUCAACUAUUACCUCACACGCUCGGACAUAAUAUGGAUCUAGAUCAAUCAGAUAUUAAUGAUAAUAGUCUAUUCUACUAUGAUGAAGAUCAGAUAUGGCAACCAAACUUAAUAACGUCAUCAAUCCCAGAUGAUCUUAGCGAAGAAAGUCAAUUCUUAUCUUUGUAUGGAAAUAAUAUGGAUCUAGAUAAUAAUUUAUACCAACCAUAA
Molecule: messenger RNA, 804 nt
Organism: Ambispora leptoticha
Lineage: Eukaryota; Fungi; Glomeromycota; Glomeromycetes; Archaeosporales; Ambisporaceae
Source: the annotation of a GenBank genome assembly